This is a messenger RNA of Epinephelus fuscoguttatus (brown-marbled grouper), 853 nucleotides long. RefSeq lists its product as uncharacterized. The transcript has 3 exons. Bases 83 to 853 code for a protein of 256 amino acids. The record is from RefSeq and is a predicted model, not a curated record. NCBI's taxonomy places the organism in Eukaryota, Metazoa, Chordata, Actinopteri, Perciformes, Serranidae.
AAAGGCCUGGAUCGACCUUGCAAAAGUUUCUUUAACACAGACCAUCCUGUUUAACAGACGCAGAGAAGGAGAGGUGGCAAGCAUGCCUCUGUCGGCUUUUUUGUCAAGGGACACAUCGGAUCCCCAUGAGGACUUGGACUGGGCACUGUCUGAAGUAGAAAAAAAGCUCUGCAGACAUUUCUCCAGAAUUGUCACCAGAGGAAAGCGAGGCAGAGCAGUUCCAAUUCUCCUGACUCCAAAAAUGCUCCAUGCUUUGGAACUCCUCGUUCAGCAAAGAGAGGCCUGCGGGGUUCUUCAAGACAAUACUUACUUGUUUGCAAGACCUGCAGCUAUGUCACAUCUCCGUGGCUCAGACUGUAUACGUGGCUUUGCAAAGUCGUGUGGUGCAAAGUGUCCCAAGGCAUUGUCAUCAACCAAACUGCGAAAACAUGCUGCAACUCUGUCAACAGUGCUCAACAUGACUGACACAGAGAUGGACCAACUAGCGAACUUUCUUGGUCACGACAUCAGGAUCCACCGAGAGUUUUAUCGACUCCCUGACAAGACCCUGCAACUUGCAAAGAUCAGUAAAGUUCUACUGGCACUUGAGAAAGGAAGACUGGCUGAGUUCCAUGGAAAGAACUUGGAUGAAAUCACAAUUGAUCCAAAUGAAAACGUUAUGGGUAGUGAUGAGGAAGAUGCAUGCAGACAGGAUGGAAAUCGUUCAUUUGCUGUUGAUGAACCAUCAGCAGACGAAACUGUUGCAGGUACUGUGGGGAAUGAAAUCUCUUCAACAGGCAAGCAACACAAACAGCCAUCAGCAGAGCAUGGAGCAUCUUCUGAGUCAGUACUGUGGGACAUUCCCCAAAGGUGA